AUGGGCCGAUCAAGCCGAACCAUUUAUGUGGGCAAUCUCCCCGGAGAUAUCCGUGAGAAGGAAGUUGAGCACUUGUUUGAUAAGUAUGGACCUAUAGUGGAUAUUGAUCUGAAAAUCCCUCCACGACCACCUGGUUACGCAUUUGUGGAGUUUGAAGACUCUCGUGAUGCUGAGGAUGCCAUCCGGGGCCGUGAUGGCUGUAGCUUUGAUGGUCAUCGACUACGUGUCGAACUUGCACAUGGUCGUCGGGGAUCAUCACGUGAUCGUUACAGCAGCUAUAGUGGUGGAGGAAGUCGUAAUGGGGUUUCAAGGCGCUCUGACUACUGUGUUUUGGUGACAGGGCUACCUUCUUCCGCCUCGUGGCAAGACUUGAAGGAUCACAUGCGCCGGGCUGGUGAUGUGUGUUUUUCUCAAGUGUUCCGUGACCGGGAUGGUAUGAGAGGAAUUGUUGACUACACAAACUAUGAUGACAUGAAGUAUGCGAUAAGGAAGCUUGAUGACUCUUUGUUUCGCAAUCAAUAUUCUCGGGCUUAUAUAAGAGUGGAGGAGUAUGAUCGAAGACGAAGCGUCACUAAAAGUCCUAGUGAUAGUCCACGUGAUUCAAGCAGCAGGAGCCCUGAAUAUAGCAAUGACAUUAGGAGCAGAAGUGUAUCUCCUAGGCCCAUACAUUACCGUCGCACUCCGUCCAGGUCUCCUUCAGAGUCUGUUUCAUCAAAAGCACGUUCUGAGUCGCCUGGGCGUUCUACUUCAAGAUCACCAACAAGAGUGAGAAGCCCAAUGUCUCCUGUACAGCGUAUAACGAGCCAAAGCAGGAGCUUGUCUCAGUCACGGUCUCGAUCUCCUUCUGUGAGAUCUGAUUGA
This is a messenger RNA of Oldenlandia corymbosa var. corymbosa, 861 nucleotides long. The record is from the annotation of a GenBank genome assembly. Lineage: Eukaryota; Viridiplantae; Streptophyta; Magnoliopsida; Gentianales; Rubiaceae.